AUGGAGCCCUGGAAUUCCACCCUGGGAAGUGGUUUCCUAUUGAUGGGGAUUCUGAAUGAUAGUGGUUCUCCUGAGCUGCUCUGUGCCAUAAUGUCAGUCCUGUACAUGUUGGCCCUGACCAGCAAUGGCCUGCUGCUCCUGGUGAUCACAGUGGACUCUCGCCUGCAUGUGCCCAUGUACUUCCUGCUCGGGCAGCUCUCAUUCAUGGACCUUCUCUUCACAUCUGUUGUCACUCCCAAGGUCCUCUUGGAUUUUCUGCGUGAUGAAAACACUGUCUCCUUUUGGGGCUGUGCCCUUCAGAUGUUUCUGGCACUGACCCUGGGUGGUGCAGAGGAUCUCCUACUGGCCUUCAUGGCCUAUGACAGGUAUGUGGCCAUUUGUCAUCCUCUGAACUACAUGGUCCUCAUGAGGCCAAGGGUCUGCUGGCUCUUCGUGGCCACAUCCUGGAUCCUGGCAUCCCUGAGUGCUCUAGGACAUACCAUAUAUACUAUGCACUAUCCCUUCUGCAAAGUCUGGAAGAUCAGACAUCUGCUCUGUGAGAUCCCACCUCUGCUGAAACUGGCCUGUGCAGAUACCUCCAGAUAUGAGCUCAUGGUGUAUGUGAUGGGUGUGACCUUCCUGAUACCCCCUCUUGUUGCUAUCCUUGCCUCCUACACACUAAUCCUAUUUGCUGUGCUUGGCAUGCCCUCAAAUGAAGGGAGGCAGAAAGCCCUCGUCACCUGCUCUUCCCACCUGACUGUGGUUGGGAUGUUCUAUGGAGCAGCCACGUUCAUGUAUGUCCUGCCCAGUUCCCUCCACAGCUCCAGACAGGACAACAUCAUCUCUGUUUUCUACACAAUUGUUACCCCAGCCCUGAACCCCCUCACCUAUAGCCUGAGGAAUAAGGAGGUCAUGGGAGCCUUGAGGAGGGUCCUGGGAACAUCCAUUUUGCCAACACACUCCACCAUUUAG
Manis javanica (Malayan pangolin) is the source of this 951-nucleotide messenger RNA. RefSeq names its product olfactory receptor 2AG1. Gene Ontology annotation, cellular component: membrane. The record is from RefSeq and is a predicted model, not a curated record. Gene Ontology annotation, molecular function: olfactory receptor activity; G protein-coupled receptor activity. Gene Ontology annotation, biological process: G protein-coupled receptor signaling pathway. NCBI's taxonomy places the organism in Eukaryota, Metazoa, Chordata, Mammalia, Pholidota, Manidae.